This is a messenger RNA of Pyricularia oryzae 70-15, 1358 nucleotides long. RefSeq lists its product as uncharacterized. The coding region runs from base 310 to 1134 and encodes 274 amino acids. The transcript has a single exon. Lineage: Eukaryota; Fungi; Ascomycota; Sordariomycetes; Magnaporthales; Pyriculariaceae. The record is from RefSeq and is a predicted model, not a curated record.
CGCUGCGCAAUUUGUCGUACUUCUUCGUCUCGCGCUCACGAUUUAGACACCGCACCGUCUUCACCAGACAAUGCCUUCGCAAUAGAGUCGAGUCGCGGAUCUCUACGCGACGGCGACAUGCCACUCAUUUAAUUACCUGGUCGACUUGUACAUGCAUAGCAUCGACCUGGCGUAUUCAUCGCCUUCCAUUCAUUUUAUUGAUUAUACCAUCCCUCGGUCUUGGCAGCCCGAGGUCGAUCGCCGCAACCCGCGCGCACUAAUUCACCACUGUAUUGAGCCAAACCUUGCGAACCCCAUGCAGCCACCAUCAUGCGCCGUCCCGCACUCCUUUCUCCACGGUCUCUGAUCACCACGAUCUGCACCACCACCGCCGCCUUCUUCUCGACGACCGCAACGGCCUUGACCGAAGGCACCGUCUGGGCGACGCCGCACUCGCAGUACUCGUCGUCGGUCGGCGUUCUCGGCUGCAAGGUCAACACGAACCGCAUCGCCUACUGGCCCGGCGUUGUCGACUGCGACAAGAUUUGCAUCUCUCUCAGUUACGAAAGCCGAAGCGUGAACCUGCUCCGCGUAGACACUUCGGAGGGCGCCUAUGAUGUUUCGUACGAUGCUUGGAACUACCUGAUCACCGGCGAGGGCGCGCGCCAGAAGCCCACUGCCGGCGGCGCCGUCGCCAUGGAGUACCGCGAGGCACCCGCCGACGCCUGCAAGAGCCUCAUCCACACCCCUGGCAACAAGCUGCCGCUCAGCGCGUCCAACAGCAUGAACUUCCUCGCCAGCUGUCUGGAGCAGCCGAACAGCUGGGUUGCCAAGAAUUACGUGCUCUAUAAUGUUCUCGAUCCCAUCUGCUCUUGGGGCAACGACGAGACGUGCACGCUCAACUGGCCUACCGAAAACCAGGCCAAGUGCAAGUCUGGGCUGGGUACGCCGUCGGUUCUGAGCAAUCAACCGGUUUACAACAUUGAGUACCCCACAGGCAAGACGGUGCUGGCUUCUAACGGCUCGGUUGUCGAGAGCCCUCCGGACGACAAUGCGGCAACGAUCAACCAAAGUCCUGGGAGAUCUGCCAUUGUAUUUGCUCUUUUCGCUACCGCCUCGACAUGGCUAUUUCCUACAAUUUUAGACUUAUUAUAGCCCCGAGAGACUACGCUCCUCGAAAAUGGGCAAAACAUUUUACCUUCACUUCUCUGACCAAUAUUUUGGUAUAUACUUCUUCUGCCUGUCGCGGGGGCGAGGGCUCAAACGUUUGGAUACCCCAUGUAUGCAUUGUAUGUACCUUUGUGUAUGUGUAUAUCUCUGAUGAUGAUCACAUAUUUUUGGAAGUUUACAUAAACAAUUUAUUCUAUUUUUAUAAGCCA